This is a messenger RNA of Hyaloscypha bicolor E, 1125 nucleotides long. RefSeq names its product mitochondrial carrier. Gene Ontology annotation, molecular function: S-adenosyl-L-methionine transmembrane transporter activity. Gene Ontology annotation, cellular component: mitochondrial inner membrane. Bases 1 to 1125 code for a protein of 374 amino acids. The record is from RefSeq and is a predicted model, not a curated record. The transcript is spliced from 4 exons. NCBI's taxonomy places the organism in Eukaryota, Fungi, Ascomycota, Leotiomycetes, Helotiales, Hyaloscyphaceae.
AUGUCUUUCGGGGCUGCUUUGGGUGCCUCUGUCCGCGAGGACUUCUUCCAGAGAAAAUCCGCCAGUGUGGUAACUUGUAGAGAUUUUGGGAUGUGCUCCUGGAGCUGGGGUUUAGGUUGCGAUGUUCUCCUGGCUGGAGCCUUCGCAGCUUUUACUGUUGAUCUUUUGGUCUAUCCUUUGGACACAUUAAAGACUCGGUUCCAAAGUCCAGAUUAUAAAAAGAUCUAUUACGAUGCAUCCAGGAAUACAUUAAACAGAAGGCAGCUUUUUCGUGGUCUUUACCAAGGCGUGGGAAGUGUGAUCUUGAUUACGAUACCUUCUUCUGGUGCAUUCUUCACAACCUAUGAGGCAGCCAAGGUUUUGCUUUCCAAAGCCAAUCCAACAAAUAAUGGAUCGGCACUAGUCCCACAGCCAUUCCUUCACAGUGCAGCUUCGGCAACUGCUGAGCUGGUGUCAUGCUUCAUUCUCACUCCGGCCGAGGUAUUGAAGCAAAAUGCUCAAAUGAUACGACGCCCUGCUGGAGCAUCAACAUCAAAGGUCUCUACUGCUUUCCAACCAUCAGUAACUCUCCAAGCACUGAAGCAGUUUCAAAAGCCUUCGCAACUAUGGAGAGGAUACACUGCUCUUGCAGCCCGGAAUCUGCCUUUCACUGCCAUGCAAUUCCCGAUGUUUGAGCACCUCCAGGAAAGCAUCAAACAAUAUCGAAAAAGGUCGAGGGCAUUCACUGGAGGGCUACUGGAAACAGCGCUCACCACGGCAGUUAGUGCUGGGAGUGCGGGGUCUCUGGCAGCGGUCAUCACUACCCCGGUCGAUGUUGUCAAAACUCGAAUCAUGCUCUCGGCUGCUGAUGAGAGGUCUGAAGCUGCAGCAAAGAAAGAGGUUGAGAAGGCUCAGAAACAAGGACAGUCGUUAGACACGCUCGUCAGUAAAAAGGGGGUAACGAAGAAGAGUGGACUCACUGUGGCUCGUGAAGUGAUGAGAGAGAGCGGAGUGAAGGGCUUAUUUCGCGGAGGAACAUUGAGAGCUGCUUGGACGGCUUUGGGGAGCGGUCUCUAUCUUGGUGUGUACGAAAGUGGAAAGGUUUGGCUUGGUGACCAACACCAAAGGCAGAAGGAGGAUCAAUGA